UGUACACAGCGAACGCCCGCAGAACUGCACGAUCGGGACGACGACGACGACUCGCUUCGAAAUGUCGGGAAAAAAUGUCCCGAGGAUCGUCGACUUGAGAAGCGACACGAUCUCGAAACCGUCGGCUUCGAUGAAGCGAGCCAUGGUCGAGGCCGAGCUCGGCGACGACGCCUAUCGCGAGGAUCCCACUGUCAUUGCGCUGGAGAACAAGGCGGCCGAGCUGACCGGCAAGGAGGCCGCGAUCUUCCUGACCUCCGGCACGAUGGGCAAUCUCAUCGCCGUGAUGAAUCACUGCGAGGCGCGCGGCUGCGAGGCCUACUGCGGCGACGAGUCGCACAUGGCGCGCUACGAGCAGGCCGCCGCCGCCCAGAUAGCCUCGGUCCAGCUCUGCGGCCUGGCCAACGAUCCGCGCGACGGCAGCUUCGACCUCGGCCAGCUGGAGCGACGCUGGCUGCGUCCGCGCGACUGCGGCGUCGACGAGCCGCGCUCGAGGCUGGUCUGCGUCGAGAACACGAUGCGGGGCCGCGUGGUGCCGCAGGCCUGGAUCGCCCGACUGGCGGAGCUCGCCCGUCGCCGCGGGGAUCUCAGACUGCACCUCGACGGGGCGCGACUCUGGAACGCGGCCGUGGCCUCGGGUCGGCCCGUGCACGAGCUCUGCCGCGACUUCGACUCGGUCACCUUCUGCCUGAGCAAGGGCCUCGGCUGUCCGGUGGGCGCGCUGCUCUGCGGCAGCCGGGAAUUCGUCGAGCGCGCCCGGAGACGUCGCAAGGCCCUGGGCGGCGCCUGGCGACAGGCCGGCGUGCUCGCCGCCGCGGGUCUGGUCGCCCUCAGGGAGAUCGUUCCACUGCUCAAGGACGAUCACGCGCGAGCUCGGAGAAUCGCCGAGGCCAUCGUAGCUCGCGGCUCCAGGCUGUUCAGCGUCGACCUGGCCGGCUGCCAGACGAACUGGGUGCUGGUGAGGAUCGCGGACUCGGACCGGGUGACGCCGGAACUGUUCGUGGCUAGAUUGGGGAUGAUCAGGGUGGGGACGGACGGGGACGAAACAAUUGUCAAAGCAUCGAUAGUGAGCGAGGAUACUGUAAGAUUGUUGCUUUAUUACGAGAUUGAUGACGAAAUGACUGCAGCAGCGAUACAGAAAAUCACCCUGGUUAUUGAAGAAUUGGACGCUUGCGACAAUGACGUCGCACUUGCGAAAUUCUCCAAAUUGGUGCUCGCUUGAGAUUAUCUUACAAUUUGCAUAA
Messenger RNA from Trichogramma pretiosum, 1241 nucleotides. RefSeq names its product L-allo-threonine aldolase-like. Bases 62 to 1219 code for a protein of 385 amino acids. Gene Ontology annotation, molecular function: L-allo-threonine aldolase activity. NCBI's taxonomy places the organism in Eukaryota, Metazoa, Arthropoda, Insecta, Hymenoptera, Trichogrammatidae. The record is from RefSeq and is a predicted model, not a curated record. The transcript has 3 exons. Gene Ontology annotation, biological process: glycine biosynthetic process; L-threonine catabolic process. Gene Ontology annotation, cellular component: cytosol.